AUGCUCGCCUCGUCAUCCUCUCUCCUUGUCUUGUUGACCCUCAUUACCUCUUCCCUCACGGGCACUAGGGCGGAGCCAGUCCGUGCAAAACGCCUCCUGUUUCCCCGUCAGAACAGCUCGUUCGGAGGAUGGGGUCUGAGGAUGAUCAACUGCCCCGCGGAAACUCAGAAAUGCACUGGCAAUAGUGGUUGUUGUCCGAAGGAUAUGGUCUGCGUAACGAGCAGUCUUAUGGGAGCGUUGGCUUGCUGUCCUACGAAGGAAUCCUGCGCGGAGGUGAUAAAGACACUCCCCGUCUGUCCGGACCCGAGCUGGACGCUCUGGCAGAACGAGGACCAGGAACCGUUCUGUUGUCUGCCCGGUCAAUUCGGGUAUCAGACCGCACCCGGCACGUUCGGCCCCGGGUCCAGUUGUGCCGACCCCGGGAUGCCGGUUGCGGCGAGUUUGUUAGCUAAGAGUUUGGCCCCCGCUCAAGGCAGCGGUUCAGCAACCGCCACCGGAACCGCCCGCAGCGGCGCAACGACCACGCGAGGCCGCUCACCAGCAACCGCCACCCCAGGCUCUUCGGAAGUGGACUCCGCCGGCGCCGCCAGCGAGACGGGGGGAGGGAACUCGUCACCGUCCACACCAACAGAUUCUAGCAAUACCGCCAAUUCCGGACUAUCCACCGGAGCCAUCGCGGGAAUCGGUGCUGGCGCGGCCAUCGUCGGAAUCGCCUUGAUUGGGGGUGGGAUUUGGUGGGGCUUCAAGAAGGGGCAACAGAAGGGGAGGGAGGGGAAGGUUGUUGUCGAGAACUUUGUGCCUGCACCGGAGUACACUGUUGGUGGGCAUGGUGGUGGCGGUGGAGCUCCGGGCACUAGAGGGGUUAUGGGUGUUGGUGCGCAUGAGAAGCCCGCCGGGAUGACGCAGGCUGCGGAGGUGUAUGGUACGGCUGGGAGGAGGGUAGAGAUGCAGGCUUGA
This is a messenger RNA of Tuber melanosporum (Perigord truffle), 957 nucleotides long. RefSeq lists its product as uncharacterized. The record is from RefSeq and is a predicted model, not a curated record. The coding region runs from base 1 to 957 and encodes 318 amino acids. Lineage: Eukaryota; Fungi; Ascomycota; Pezizomycetes; Pezizales; Tuberaceae. The transcript is spliced from 3 exons.